GACGAUAACAUAACCGUAUAUAAGAAGAUAAACGUCAUUUUUCGUUCAUUCUGGUAGAAAGUUAAGAAUAUUAUAAUUUUAUUUAUAAAAAAAAUGUGAUAUUUUUUACGUUGUGCUCAUGGCUGGUUGUUUUAAUUGUUUCUCCAAAUGGCGAUUAUGGAUUCGUCCAGUAGCUAUUUUAUUGUAUGCUAUAGCAGUGCUUGUCCUUGUUCCUCUAUUUCUUAUUAAGUCAAUUGAAGAUGGUUUUAAUCAAACAGAUCAGGAAAUUUUAAUAGCUGGUUUCUUCGCCUGGGUCGCCAUACCAAUAUCAUUAUGGGAAAUAAUACAACAUGUAAUAUGCUAUUCUCAGCCCAAGCUGCAAAAACAUAUCAUUAGGAUUUUGUGGAUGGUGCCUAUUUAUGCCAUUAAUGCUUGGCUUGUUCUGUUAUAUCCAAAUCAAUCAAUAUAUAUGGACAGUGCAAGAGAAUGUUAUGAGGCUUAUGUUAUCUACAAUUUUAUGAAGUUUCUUUUAAAUUAUUUAAAUAGUGAAAUGGAUUUAGAAGAAAAUUUGGAGAUAAAGCCCCAAGUCAAACAUAUAUUUCCACUGUGCUGUUUGCCAGAUUGGGAAAUGGGGCGUGAAUUUAUCCAUAUGUGUAAACAUGGAAUAUUGCAGUACACUGUCAUUAGACCUUUAACUACUGCAAUAUCAUUCAUAUGUAAAGUAAAUAAUGUAUAUGGAGAUGGUGAGUUUAAAGCCAAUGUAGCAUUUCCCUACCUUGUGGCAUUCAAUAAUCUUUCUCAAUUUAUGGCAAUGUACUGUUUGGUUUUAUUCUACAAAGCAACAGCAUCUGAACUCAAACCCAUGAAACCACUGCCAAAAUUUCUUUGCAUUAAAGCAGUUGUCUUUUUUUCAUUUUUUCAGGGUGUUUUGAUAGAUGUUUUGGUAUAUUCAAGGACCAUUUUGCCAAAUCCAAAUCAAACUGUUGAUGGCUUAAGUGUUUCAAAAAGAUUACAGAAUUUCCUUAUAUGUAUUGAGAUGUGUAUGGCGGCAGUAGCACACCAUUACAGUUUCUCCUACAAACCCUAUGUUACAUCAGAUUCAUCACCUUCAUGUUGCAGUGCUUUCCUUGCGAUGUGGGACAUUUCAGAUGUACAAAGAGACAUUUCAGAACACAUCAACAUCGUCAGUAGUUCAAUAAGUAGACGGAUUCGAGGACGUAGUACGUACAACUUGGCUAAAGGUAAUGACGAGUAUGCAAAUUUAAUGUCUAAAACGUCGUCUAGUGCUCCGAUCGACUUAGGUCUGUAUCAGAGUGAAGACGACGAACUUUUUCUAAAUUACGGAACUGUACCUUCGAAUAUUUCUUCAAAAAAUUUAGACUCGGUCAAAGAAAGUACUUCUAAAGACCAAGGAUUUAUUCAUUUAUAGUAACUUUAUGAUAACAACAGUAAGCGUAAUUGAAAACCAAAGAUGUUUCGUAUCGAUUAUUAUUGAUCAGUAAAAGAAAGUUUAAGCAAUCCAGGAAAGGUAUUUGUAAAGCGCAGUUAUUUUAAUACAAACAUUGCAUCUGGGACCAUAAUAAAUUUUAGAAAUUUACUACAUAUAAAAAAGCAAUCAGAUGCAAUUUGUUAAUUUUUUUUAUUGUAUUAGUUCUUAUAGUAAACAAUACUACUUUUAUUUUUUUUAAUUAUGGUUUUUUAAAACAAAUGAAUCACUGGUAAUUUAUUUUGCUUAAGACUUUGUUAUACAGUGUGUAUUUACUAUUACCUAAGAUGAUAUACAAGUAUCUUGCCUGGAAGAUUUUUUUUUCUAAUGAACUAAUAGCAUAUGCACCUGUACAUUUAUGGUUACAUGUCUUGAUUUAUACCCUAGCAUUCUUUUUUGUUAACUGUGAUAGCACA
This is a messenger RNA of Agrilus planipennis (emerald ash borer), 1881 nucleotides long. RefSeq names its product transmembrane protein 184C. Gene Ontology annotation, molecular function: transporter activity. NCBI's taxonomy places the organism in Eukaryota, Metazoa, Arthropoda, Insecta, Coleoptera, Buprestidae. The record is from RefSeq and is a predicted model, not a curated record. Gene Ontology annotation, biological process: transport. The transcript has 8 exons. Bases 119 to 1408 code for a protein of 429 amino acids.